This is a messenger RNA of Vespa mandarinia (Asian giant hornet), 3965 nucleotides long. RefSeq names its product polypeptide N-acetylgalactosaminyltransferase 9 (gene Pgant9). The record is from RefSeq and is a predicted model, not a curated record. Gene Ontology annotation, biological process: protein O-linked glycosylation. Gene Ontology annotation, cellular component: Golgi apparatus. Gene Ontology annotation, molecular function: polypeptide N-acetylgalactosaminyltransferase activity. NCBI's taxonomy places the organism in Eukaryota, Metazoa, Arthropoda, Insecta, Hymenoptera, Vespidae.
UCGGUCGAACGGGGAAAGGCAGUCGCGGCGCGGAUAUUGCGGCGUCUGCCUGUAGCGGUGCGAAGCGGAACGUGUGGAGGACAGUGGAGAAGCCGCGUGCCAUUGACAGGUCAACGAGAAUAGCGGUAGAGGCUAUCGAACGAACGAAGAAACGUUCGAAGUAACGUUCGUAGUCAGCCCAGCGAGAUACCACGUGUUUGUUCGUAUAGAAUUUCAUUAGCGUUCUCUUCUUUUCGCUGUCCUCCUUCGUCUAUCUGUCUGUCUUUCUCUCUCUCUCUCUCUCUCUCUUUCUUUUUUGUUUCUCUCUCUCUCUCUCUCUUUCUCUUCCCCUCUCUUUCUCCGAACUGAACAGUCGUUUGUUUCUACGAAAGAAGAGAGAGAUAGACAUAGAGUUUGAAUGUGCAGUUUGUCGCAGUAAUUUAUUCGAGAGAAGCGUGUGUACCCUACGAAAAAAAUCAUUUUAAUUUUUCUCUCUCUUUCUCUCUCUCUCCCUUUCUCUCUUUCUAUCUAUCUAUCUAUCUAUCUUUCUUUCUUUCUUUUUCUCUGUCUCUCUCUUUCUCUCGGAUUUGUGAAGUAGUACGCGCGCGCGCGUAGUAACCGAUAUACGAGUGUGUAUAAUAUUGUGCCACGCGGAAAGUGUCUCUACAUACGACUUUCGCGGAAUUACGUCGAAGGAGAAACAUACAUGGAGAGACUCGGUGGCGGAGAUCGUUGAUGCUGAGUGUCGUGCUCUCGUGUCUCUCGUGCUCUCGUGCUGUCCAGGACGUUUACCCCGAUCGCCUUGACAUUGAGCUUGGUCUUGCCUGACGUUUCUCCUUUAGCUUUUUGAACCACGCAACGCCCCCUUUCAUCGCUCGGCAAUGUUCAAGAAGACUCGCACGCUACAUUAAGAAUAAUUUCCUACGACGACGAUUAUAUACAUCGUCGAUUUAUUUCCGUCAUUCAGCAGUUUUGGAAAAACGGAUUUGGCUUUGCGACGAUAGUAUCCAUUUUAUUAAACAAAGAUGACACGAGGUACAUAAGUGCACUGGAUAAAAUGAACAAACGAUAAUACAGGACCAUCCGGAGAGAAGCGAUCCGUACUCUUCUCCGAUAAUUUGCUGUUCGCAUUGCCAAUAUCAUUGAGCCGGAGUGCUCUGGAAUGUUAACGAGAGAGACCUUCCUUCCAUUCGAAGAGUGGGAGAGAAACGGACGACGUUGGAGAACAAAUCACAAAGUGGAACAUCCGGGUGAGCAUUCAGUCCCGAGUGUAGUUGGCGAAACUACAAUGGCCGAGUUUCGUAGAAGCGACUUUGUUAACGGACGGCCAUCUCUCGCUCCAACGCCGCUCUAUCUCGCGUCGUUUUAACACGAUAAAAAUGCGGUGACGUUGAAGGGAUUAUUGAAGAAACUAUUUACAAGUACAUAUCAUCGACGCAUAUACAUUGAUCGAAACAGUAUUAAGGUACAACAAAGAAACUAUAUAAUUCAAAUUGAUUCGUUCAACGAUUGAUGCAUAUCACUCUUCGAGAAUACGUGAAAGUAUUAGGGGGCAAUAAGGAAAAGAAAAAAAGGAGAAGGAGAAAGAUCAUUCAUUCGCACGUUGUUUCUUUAUUUUUUUUUUUCAUCGACUAAAAAUCGACGAUGUAAAGUGAGAAUCGAUUUAUUGUUUUUUUUUGCGUUGUGUUUUUAUCGCGUUUAUAUCGGCGAGAGUAAAGUGGCAACGAGUGCUGGAAGGAAGAAUGUUGUUGAGGUAACACGCAUAGAAACCUUUUGAGAAUAGCAGAGGAAGUAGGAACGAAAAGAAGAGGUUAUUGAGGAAUAGUGGAAAAGGAUCAGGGGAAGAGAAAAGGAGGGAGAAGAGAAAGAGGAAGAUCAAGAGGAGCAAAAAUAAGAGGAUGGGCUUUCCAAGAAGAAGAUCAUUAUGGUUGAAGGUCGCCGUACUGGCGACCGCUGUUUGGAUCACUGUGUGUUUCCUUCUGUAUACGGAGGAUCGAGCGGCUGCCGCAGUGGCACAAGGUUUGGCACCCUCGGGUGUUGCGGCACCUCCUCAGAUGGCUAACGGGUUCGUCCCACCGGCGCUACCUCUUAGAAAGGAGACACCUGGAAACGUGCUGAACAAGGCCAAACUCAAUCAGGCUGGCCUCGAACAAGGAGGAGGCGUCUUGGUUGCUCCCCGUGACCCAGACAUCGCGGCACUUGGUGAGAUGGGAAGACCCGUUAUCUUACCGACAAACCUAACCGCGGAGAUCAAAAAGCUGGUUGACGAUGGCUGGGUUAACAACGCCUUUAAUCAGUACGCGAGCGACCUUAUUUCCGUGCACAGAACUUUACCCGAUCCACGUGACCAAUGGUGUAAAGAACCUGGAAGAUAUUUGAAGGAUCUACCGCCUACUGCAGUAAUUAUUUGCUUUCACAACGAAGCCUGGUCGGUUUUGUUAAGGACAGUCCACUCGGUAUUGGACAGAUCACCGGAUCAGCUGAUACAAGAGAUUAUUCUCGUUGAUGAUUUCUCGGAUAUGCCUCAUCUGAAACGGCAGUUGGAAGAUUACAUGAUGAACUAUCCAAAGGUGAAGAUCAUUCGUGCUCAAAAACGAGAAGGUUUGAUCAGAGCUCGUCUACUUGGUGCAUCCGCUGCCAAGGCACCGGUCCUCACUUAUUUGGACAGUCACUGUGAGUGUACCGAAGGAUGGCUCGAACCUCUUUUGGAUCGAAUCGCACGGGAUCCAACGACGGUAGUUUGUCCUGUGAUCGAUGUUAUCGAUGACACUACACUCGAGUACCAUUGGAGGGACUCAGGUGGUGUGAACGUCGGUGGGUUCGAUUGGAAUCUUCAGUUCAACUGGCACGCGGUACCGGAAAGAGAGAAGAAAAAGCAUAAGAAUCCAGCGGAGCCUGUUUGGUCGCCAACGAUGGCGGGUGGUUUGUUCUCGAUAGAUCGUGCUUUCUUUGAGAAACUCGGUACAUAUGACAGCGGAUUCGAUAUCUGGGGCGGUGAGAAUCUCGAGCUGUCCUUCAAGACUUGGAUGUGCGGAGGCACAUUGGAAAUCGUGCCGUGUUCGCACGUGGGUCAUAUCUUCAGGAAGCGUUCCCCUUACAAGUGGCGUAGCGGCGUGAACGUGCUUAAGAGGAAUAGCAUAAGGUUGAGUGAAGUGUGGUUGGACGAGUACGCUAAGUACUACUACCAAAGGAUAGGUCACGACAAGGGUAACUAUGGGGACGUAUCGGAACGAAAAGCCCUGAGGAAAAAACUCGGAUGCAAGUCGUUUAAGUGGUACCUAGACAACAUUUACCCGGAACUCUUUAUUCCAGGCGAAGCCGUAGCUUCUGGAGAGGUACGUAAUCUUGGAGAAGGAGGCAACACCUGCUUGGAUUCCCCGGCACGAAAGGCUGAUUUGCAUAAGGCAGCCGGACUCUACCCGUGCCAUCGACAAGGAGGAAAUCAGUACUGGAUGUUGAGCAAGAUCGGUGAAAUCCGUAGAGACGAAUCCUGUCUGGAUUACAGCGGCCAGGAUGUCAUUCUUUAUCCUUGUCACGGGAGUAAAGGAAAUCAACAAUGGAUUUAUAAUUCUCAGACGAAGCAGAUCAGGCACGGUAGUAGCGACAAAUGUUUGGCAAUCACCGAAAGCAAGCAACGAUUGCUGAUGGAGGAAUGUUCGCCGUCUGAACCCCGACAGAGGUGGUCCUUCGAGAACUACGAUCCCUCGAAGCUGUGAUAUCGCGCGUACUCCCGUCGUCGAUCCAACGUUCCACUUCAAUUUCCCAAACAAGUCGUCCCAUUUCUCUACGGGCAAAAAUUUUCCGUUGGCAAGACUCGCUUCGGAAGAUAGGCACAUAUUUUAUGCUGCGACGUACAAUACAAGAAUUUAUAAAUUGAAAUUAACGAUCGACGUUCAAACAAAAAUCGUUGAAAUAGUUUUUUAGAAAUUAGAAAUUUGUCUUCGACUUUUCUCUCUCUCUCUCUCUCUCUCUCUCUCUCUCUCUAU